Molecule: messenger RNA, 3365 nt
Organism: Anopheles nili
Lineage: Eukaryota; Metazoa; Arthropoda; Insecta; Diptera; Culicidae
Product: transcription elongation regulator 1
Exons: 7
Coding region: 1-3270 (1089 amino acids)
Cellular component (GO): nucleus
Molecular function (GO): RNA polymerase binding; transcription coregulator activity
Source: RefSeq, a predicted model, not a curated record
AUGAAUGCCGACAUGGAAAAUCCUUUGCCGACCGAUGCCAAUAAUGCUGAUGAUACAACAAACCAAGGCACACCAAGCGAGCAAGGCUUAUUAGAAAAUCCACUAGCCGAAACAUCAUCGCCAUCAACGGUAGAAACAAAAACAGAUGAUAGGGCUGUUUCACCUACUAAAAAUGGUACCGGAGCUGGUGCCGGAACAACGCCACCGAAGUCGGCCAAUUCCGUUACUGCUGAGUUAUGGGUAGAAACUAAAACUGCGGAUGGGAAAUCGUAUUAUUAUCACGCAAUAACGCGUGAAACAACAUGGACCCGGCCAGAAGGUAGCAAUGUUAACGUAAUGACACAAGCAGAAAUUGAAGCCUUCAACAAGCAGCAGCUACAACAACCAAAGUCGACAGAUUCAAAGGUUGUGGAAAUUAUUCCAACCGCUGCAACAGUUGCUCCAGUAAAUACAACGGGUAGCGCACCAGUUUCUUUACACAGUGCCAUGACACGUUUUACCGGCCCGCCACCAGCAUUCGGAAUGGCUCCGUUUGGUAUGCCUCCGCCGAAUUUUUCCAAUUUUCCACCAUGGAAUUCCCCCGCAGUUAAUAAUGGCCAAACUUGGACGAUCGGACAGAACCAUCCUCUAGAUGCCGUGAAGCAGGCUAUGACUGAAAUAAAACCAACAGAAGUUGAUCCAGCAGUUGCUGCUAAGGCAGCAGUCUGGAGCGAACAUGCAUCACCCGAUGGUCGCAUGUUCUAUUAUAAUUCUGCCAAGGGAGAAAGUGUGUGGGAAAAACCGCUUGCUUUGCGUGAUUUGGAAAAAGCCAAGAUGGCAAUAUGGACUGCCAGACAAAAACCGAAAAUUCCUCCAACUAUUCCACCAUUUUUGGCGCCUCCAAUACCACCCCAAAUGCCAAUGAUGCCUUCGAUGCAGGGACCUCCAACGACAGCGGGGCUUAAGAUCCAGCAGUUUCCUACCCCACUCGCAGGAACAGGCUGUCCCCCUAUGGGUGUAUCGGUGCCGGGAUCCGGUUUGCGGCUUCAACAGUUGCCAAUUUCAACAGGGGCUGUCGUUUUCGAUCCUCUUUCAUUUAUGACUAAAAAUGAUAAGACUAUAGCCAGCGAAGAAGAACGGAAGCGGAAGUUAGAUCAGGAGAAAAAACGAAAAGAAGAAGACGAGAAAGCCAAGGCCAGCAAGCCCCAAGACAAAUCUCGUCCGAUCUCCAGCACACCCAUUAGUGGAACUCCCUGGUGUGUUGUAUGGACUGGUGAUGGACGUGUGUUCUUUUACAAUCCUUCGACACGCACCUCAGUAUGGGAGCGACCAGAAGAUCUUAAAGAACGCGCUGAUGUGGAUAAAGCUGUACUGGUACCUCCUCAACAGCUGCUCGGGGUGGCGGGUGGAGUUAAGGAAAUUGCUGAUGUUAGUAGUAAAGGAAUUGCCUCGUCAGGUCCAAGUGCUGCAACUUCGUCAGCCGGUGUGGCAACAGAAGCCGAGGGUUCGGUAGAGAACCCUGUGAAUAAUAGCAACAAUGCCAGCGAGCCUCGAACUGGUCCAACUGACACGGAGUCUAGCGGAGACGAUAGUGGAGAGCAAUCGAGUAAACGAUUGAAGGCUGAUGUAGACACUCAGGUUAAAUCUGCUCACCACGCCACUUCACGUUCCGGGAAUGAUCCGGACGAAAAGGAAGCCAUUGCUAUGGAGGCAGAGGCUAGGGCUGCUCGCGAACGAACACUCAUACCGCUAGAUGUGCGUAUGAAGUCAUUUCGGGAAAUGCUUCGUGAAAAGGAUGUGUCCGCGUUUAGUACGUGGGAAAAGGAGCUGCAUAAAAUUGUGUUCGAUGCUCGAUAUCUGCUUUUAACGUCCAAAGAACGCAAGCAAGUGUUUGAAAAAUAUGUUAAGGAUCGUGCGGAUGAGGAGCGGCGGGAAAAACGGAACAAAAUGCGUCAAAAGCGUGACGAUUUUAGAACUCUCAUGGAAACGGCUCAUUUGCAUGGAAAAUCAUCCUUUAGCGAAUUUGCCCAAAAGUACGGCAAAGAUGAGCGUUUCAAGGUAAUUGAAAAGAUUCGUGAACGAGAAAGCUUAUUCAAUGAAUAUAUAGUUGAAGUUAGAAAAAGAGAAAAAGAAGAAAAACAAAGCCGUAAGGAUCAGAUGAAAAAAGAUUUUCUUGCAAUGCUUCGUGAACGAAGCGACGUUAAUCGUCACACUCGUCUCAGUGAUGUGCGUAAGAAGUUAGAAGGCGACAGCCGGUAUAAGGCGAUCGUAGAACAUUCGCUGCGUGAAGAACUGUUUGACGACUACAUACGGGCAAUUAAGGAAGAAAAACGAAAAGUGAAGGAAAAAGAAAGGGAAAAGGAUCACAAGGAGCGCAGCAAUCGCAGUGAUCACCGCAGUUCGCGGAGGUCAAGAGAGCGUUCGCGUGAUAAACGAAGUCGAUCAAAUGAGCGCGACACAGCGUUACAUAAAGGUAGCAGUAACGAGAAUAAUGCUGCUAACAACAAUGUGGACGAUGACGAAGGCGAAGAUUGCAAUACGUCCGAUGAGGAUGAAAUCGAGCGUCAACAGAAAGAGCGUGAUCGCAAAUUGCGUGCUGAGGCCAGUAUUAAAGAACGGGAGAAAGAGGUUCAGCGAACGCUAGCUACUCAUUUGCGUGACCGUGACAAGGAGCGGCAACACCAUCAGAGGGACGAGGCCAUGCGUCAUUUCAAUGCGCUAUUAGCAGAUUUAGUGCGAAACGCGGACUUUACUUGGAAAGAAGUUAAAAAGUUAUUGAAAAAAGAUCACCGAUGGGAACUGAUUUCCAUGCUUGAUCGAGACGAUCGAGAAAGGCUGUUUAAUGAACACAUUGCCAAUCUGGUACGUAAAAAGCGAGAUAAAUUUCGCGAGAUGCUUGAUGAAAUUGCAUCCCUAGAGCUAACAUCGCAAUGGAAGGAAAUAAAAAAAAUGAUCCGAGAUGAUCCACGAUAUUUAAAGUACAACAGUAGUGAAAGGGGUGAACGAGAAUUUCGAGAUUAUAUUAAAGACAAAACGGCAAGCGCGAAACUAGCGUUUCGAGAGCUAUUGCAAGAGUGUAAGUUCAUUACACAUAAAAGCCUCGAGCUCUAUCGUGAGAAUGCAAAUCAUCUACGUGAGGUGGAGGAUAUCUUGCGUAAUGAUCGUCGUUAUCUGGUGCUGCAUCACAUUGCGACAGACCGUACGCAAAUGAUCUUAGCCCAUCUAGAGGAGCUGCAUAAAAGGGGCCCACCACCGCCACCAACCGCGAGCGAAUCCUUGCGCCGCAAGUAAUAAGAACUGUCACAUUACUUGAAACAGAGUUGGUUUGCGGACGUACAUUUCGAAUGUUUUGCAGUAGAUUCGAGAUAUUGAAAAUAGCAACAAAA